Messenger RNA from Lineus longissimus, 1388 nucleotides. Its product is annotated as glyoxal reductase-like. Bases 141 to 1034 code for a protein of 297 amino acids. Gene Ontology annotation, molecular function: oxidoreductase activity. NCBI's taxonomy places the organism in Eukaryota, Metazoa, Nemertea, Pilidiophora, Heteronemertea, Lineidae. The record is from RefSeq and is a predicted model, not a curated record. The transcript is spliced from 8 exons.
AGUCCCCAGUCGUUUCUUCUUCCAACCCGGAGGCAAGUUUUGCAAGUUUUGCAAAUUUUUGAACCAAAAAGUGGUCAAAUACCACAUUUUCAAAAUAAUUCAACACUUCCCAAAUUGAACAUAUUGAUGUUCAAAGCUAGAUGCAAAGAAUAAUGUCGGGUGCAGUUAAGAUUGCGAAGUCAUUUUCCUGCACGACUACACUGAGAGAUGGAGUUGAGAUGCCACUGUUUGGCCUUGGCACUUAUUGGACUGAAAAGGGUGAUGACAGUGCAGUGGAAAGGACUGUCACUGAUGCUAUAAAGUUGGGCUAUCGUCUGAUUGAUACAGCACAAUUUUAUGAAAACGAGGAAGAUGUUGGGCGUGGUGUGAGAAAGAGUGGCUUGCCACGUGACAAGAUAUUCGUUGUGUCAAAAUUGUCUUGGCUUUGUCAUGGUGUGGAGAACACCAAGAAAGCCAUUGAGGAAAGUUUACAAAAGUUGGACAUUGAGUACAUAGACCUCUUUCUUAUCCAUACACCAAAAGGUGGGAAAAUACUGGAGACAUAUGAUGAGAUAUUGAAGUUUAAAGCUAAGGGACUCAUCAGGUCUGUCGGCGUUUCGAAUUUUAAUAUCCAACACCUAGAGGGAUUGAAGAAUGCCGGGCGGCCAGCUCCGUCAGUUGACCAGUUUGAGCUUCACCCAUGGCAACAAAGGAAAGAAUUAGUCGAGUACUGCAAGAAAAAUGAUAUUGCUGUUAUGGGAUACUCACCGUUGGGAAAGGGAAAGAAGUUAGACGAUGCGGAGAUGACAAAAAUUGCUUCCAAGUACAAGAAAUCCAAUGCCCAGUUCCUGAUCCGCUGGGGUGUCCAAAAUGGUUUCAUCACCAUCCCCAAGUCGUCAAAAUCAGAACGGGUCAAGCAAAAUGCUGAGGUGUUUGACUUCACCAUAUCUGAUGAGGACAUGGCAACUUUGAGUGUGAUAAAACAGUGGAGUUGCAUGUCGAGCGGAAUGACACCUGAUGAUUUUGGCAAGAUUUCCUGGGAAGACUUGGCUUAAAUAUGGCUGUUUUCAAGUCCUGGACUUGUAUGAAUGACAAGUGGAUUUCUGCUCUGGUGGAACCUUGGGAGGAAGUGGCAUGAUUAUAAUAUGGUGACUUUGUGAGAAAUUAUGAGAAAUUCUUUCCUCAUAGGCCAGAUAAAAGAAGUGUUGAUCUUUGAUUUCUCCUAUUCUGGUCUGAAAGGCUGCAGUGGUGAAAAGUGACAUCAUGAAUUGUUUGUAGCGCGCUUUAUUUUUGCUCAAAAAAUGUAUAAUUUGGUUUGUUUAAUAGAACCAAUAAUUUAUUGUAAAUAUCAUAAAAUGUGCUUGUCGAAUGUUUUUGACAAUAAACAAAAUGAUUUUUGAAAUGUUUUA